Messenger RNA from Synchytrium microbalum, 1575 nucleotides. RefSeq lists its product as uncharacterized. Gene Ontology annotation, biological process: DNA repair. The transcript is spliced from 12 exons. Gene Ontology annotation, cellular component: cytoplasm; nucleolus. Lineage: Eukaryota; Fungi; Chytridiomycota; Chytridiomycetes; Synchytriales; Synchytriaceae. The record is from RefSeq and is a predicted model, not a curated record. Gene Ontology annotation, molecular function: single-stranded RNA binding; RNA endonuclease activity producing 5'-phosphomonoesters, hydrolytic mechanism. Bases 1 to 1575 code for a protein of 524 amino acids.
AUGACUUCAAGCCAACAUACCGCAAAUAACGCUGAAGCCUGGACUAGAAUACAAGACGAACUAAGUUCCAGACGUGUAGAGCACGAUGAACUUUCAUUCUCGAUACAAGGAUCAGUUUUCGAGGGAUUGAAUUAUGUUGGUGGUCUGGACGUAUCUUUUUUCGAGGGAGAAGAUAACCGCAAUGCUAUCGCUUGUAUCGUUGUUCUCAAGUUUCCUGAGCUGACGCUGGUUUAUUCUGACACUGAAGCUGCAGUCCUGGAGGAACCAUACAUACCAGGCUUUCUGGCAUUUCGAGAAGUACCAGCAACAACACCCAUCUUAAACAAGCUUAAGCAAGAACACCCAGAGUUUUGGCCUCAAGUUCUCUUUGUAGACGGAAACGGGACUCUGCAUCCACGAAAGUUCGGGUUUGCAAGUCAUAUAGGCGUCAUUGUCGACGUCCCAACGAUUGGAGUUGGGAAGAACUUUUUGUCGAUACAUGAGGACGGCUUGUGGAUGGAAGAGGUCAAGAGGGAGUCUAGGACGCGUCUUCUGAAGAGUGGAGAUGUAUACGAACUAGUUGGCACGUCCAACUUUGUGUAUGGCGCUGCUGUGAGAACUGGAGCUGACGCUGUGAAUCCUGUUUUUGUUUCAUCUGCAAAGGCCGAAUCAACAAUCAAGCAACCACUAAUUCUCGAAUUUGAAGGUCUAACGACCAUAUCCUGCUACGACGUUCUUUCGGUCAGCUACAAGGUCAUCUGCUUUGAUACUUCAUUGCCCGUCAAGAAGGCUCUUGCUGCUUUACUAUCGCACGGUGUCGAAUCGGCGCCAUUAUGGGACUCUAUAAAGCAGUGCUUUGCUGGAAUGUUGACUGUGUCGGAUUUCAUUCACCUCAUCAUGUACUAUUACAAACGGUCAUCAUAUGAUGCUGCCAUAGAGGAAGUCGAACAGCUUGAGAUAAGAACAUUACGAGAAAUUGAAGCUAAAGUGGGAGUUCUACCUCCCGGAAUGUAUAUACAUCCUGCUCGAACCUUGUAUGAAGCUGGUUCCCUCCUCUUGAACCACGGUGUACAUCGGAUAGCCCUACUAGAUAGAGCUGGAGAGGCGGAAACCAUGGUUGGAAUCAUCACACAGUUUCAAAUACUGAAAUAUAUAGCUGCGAACUAUCCACAUCCAGAAAACCUAUCAAAAAAAAUCGCAGAAAUCAAGAUUGGAAUCUUUCAACCGCUUAUAACAGCCAAAGUCACUACUCCCUUGAUUGAUGUUCUGGAAUUAUUUGUGGAAAAGAGGGUGUCUGCUGUCCCUAUUGUUGAUGAUCAUGAUAAUAUCGUAGACGUGUAUGAGAAACACGACGUCCUGAUGCUGGCGAGAGAAGGACAGUACUAUGACUUGGAAGUACCUGUCGGAGAAGCCCUGCAAGGACGGGGAUCGGAAUUCGAAGGAAUUCAUACGUGUACAAUGCAAGACACGGUUGGAGCACUAUUAGAAACCAUACGAGAAGCCAACGUACAUCGUUUCUUGGUAGUCGAUGGAACAAAACUGUUGGGUAUCAUAGCGCUCUCGGAUUUGCUGAGGAUAUUCAUACCGAGGAAGUAG